Topomyia yanbarensis is the source of this 1470-nucleotide messenger RNA. It is a transcript of the gene Nup50, whose product is annotated as nuclear pore complex protein Nup50. Bases 173 to 1423 code for a protein of 416 amino acids. NCBI's taxonomy places the organism in Eukaryota, Metazoa, Arthropoda, Insecta, Diptera, Culicidae. The transcript has 2 exons. Gene Ontology annotation, biological process: protein import into nucleus. Gene Ontology annotation, cellular component: nuclear pore. The record is from RefSeq and is a predicted model, not a curated record.
UCGAAAGUCGCGCUCCUCUUCGAUCCGCGGUCAAACAAAACCAUUCUAAACCACUUUUGUGGUUCCAAAAGUCAAAACAGUAGGGUGUGCUGUCCGGAUUUUCCUUCGGAAACUGAGGAAUCAUUAAAAGCAAAAUCAUUUUUUGCUUUGUUCACAAUUCACGCUGGGUAAAAUGGCAAAACGUGGAGCCCAAUCGGAUUUGAACCAUGACAACUGGCACGAGGAAGACGAAUCGGAGGAUGCCGGUAAGUUCACCCAGGCCCCAGAGGAAGAACUCAAGAAGCGCGUUAUAAAAACCGCUCGUCGGCGGGUUGCCGGCGAAUCGGCCGGUACUUCCGACAGCAGUUCCGUGUUUAGUGGAUUUAAGGGUUUUUCUGCGGUAACAUCUACCCCGGCAACAACGGUAAAGCCAGGUGCGGGUGCAGCUGCCAGUCCAUUCUCGUUUCUGACUAGUCUUGCUGCUAGCAGUAAACCCGCCAAUGGAUCAGCCGCUCCUUCGGUAGCUACCGGAGGAUCGAUUGGAAGUGCUACAACAUCUGCGCUCGGAGCAAGCAUCUCUGCUACUACGGAUCCGAGCAAGAAAAUCUUCGCCGGCUUCGGGAGUCCACCCAAGGUGGACAUGAUUUCCGAAAAGAAACAAGAUACGACAUCAGGGUCGGCAGAUUAUGCGGCAAGCAUUAAAGCACUGAAUCAGUCGGUAGCCGCCUGGAUUUCGAAUAAGGUAAAGGAGAAUCCUCUGUGCAAGUUGACUCCGAUUUUUAAGGAUUAUGAAAAGUAUCUUGGGGAACUCGAAAGCAAAAACAAGUCUGAAGCGACAGAAUCCGGUAAAUCUUCGACUGUCGCAACGUCUGGCGGAUUUUCGUUUGGAAGCGUGGCUCCUGCUGCUUCAGUUCCAAAACCGCAGGAAACAACAACAAAACCAUUCAGUUUUGGUUUCGGAAGCUCGUCGACAACUGCUGCUCCUUCGGCAACUAGCUUCACAUUUGCAAACGUUGCCAAACCAAUAGUCAGCAAAUCAGAGACGGACAAGACAGAGGAGGAUGCCGAGGAAGAGGAUAACCCUCCGAAAGUCGAAUUCACACCGGUCGAGGAAAAGGACAGCUUGUACUCGAAACGAUGCAAAUUGUUUGUCAAAGCUGACGGCAAGUACUCGGAUCGGGGUGUUGGAACACUGCACAUAAAAAAGGUGGAUUCAAAGGUGCAAGUUCUUGUUCGAGCCGACACUAAUCUGGGAAACAUUUUGCUGAAUAUCGUCCUGAACGAAGCAAUUCCCCUGCAAAGAAUGGGCAAGAAUAAUGUGAUGAUGGUUUGUCUACCGACGCCGGAAUCAAAACCACCACCGACGUCGGUAUUACUAAGGGUCAAAACCGAAGAAGAUGCGGACGAACUGUACGAAACGCUGAACAAACACAAACCUAAGUAAAAAGUUUCAAUUUUUUCUAAUUGCAAUAUAAAUUUCAGUUCUCUGCA